AUGGCAGAAGCCGGUCUUAAAAUAGUCACGGAACCUGCCAGCCAGGGGGCUGCUGAAGAAGAGAUGGCUAGCUCUACUAGUGAUUCUGGGGAAGAAUCUGACAGCAGUAGCAUUAGCAGCAGCACUACCUGCUGCAGCAGCAGUAGCAGCAGCGGCAGUGGCAGCAGCCGCAGCCUCUUGUACAGAAAGAAGAGGAUACCUGAGCCUUCCAGAAGAGCACGCCGGGCUCCGUCAGGUACAAAUUUCGUGGAUAGGCUGCCGAAAGCUGUCAGAAAUCGGGUGCAAGCGCUCAGAAAUAUUCAAGGUGAAUGUGACAAGGUAGACGCUUUGUUUUUAAAGGCAAUUCAUGAUCUUGAAAGGAAGUAUGCUGAACUCAAUAAGCCUCUAUAUGAUCGGCGAUUUCAAAUCAUCAACGCAGAAUAUGAGCCUACACAAGAAGAAUGUGAAUGGAAUUCAGAGGAUGAGGAGUUUAGUAGUGAUGAGGAGGUGCAGGAUGACACCCCUAGUGAAAUGCCUCCCUUGGAGGGGGAGGAAGAAGAAACCCCUAAAGGUAGUGCUGAGGUGAAAAAUGAAGAAAAAGAGGUUCCAAAAGAAAUUCCUCAUUCAGAGGCUGAAGAAAAAGAUGUUCCUAAAGAAAUUGCUGAGGUAAAUGCUGAAAUAAAAGCUCAUUCCUCUGAUUGUAUGGACGUAACUCCAGAAAAAGAAGAAAACCCUGAAGAAGCCUCCCAGUCAAAGGGAGAAAAUAAAGAACAGUCUAAACUAAUUGAAUCUAAGGCCAGGGCUACAGUCAGAGAAGGUCAUAAAAGUGUUCCUGACACUAGACCUAAAGAAAGAGUGAAUCUUAAAAGAGCUCGAGAGGGAAAACCUGAAAAGGAAGAGCCCAAAGGCAUUCCUAACUAUUGGCUGACUGUUUUGAAAAAUGUUGACAAACUUGGACCUAUGAUCCAGAAGCAUGAUGAGCCUAUUUUGAAGUUCUUGCAAGAUGUUAGCCUGAAGUUUUCACGACCUGGCCAGCCUAUCAGUUACACCUUUGAAUUUCAUUUCCUACCCAAUCCCUACUUCAGAAAUGAGCUGCUGAUAAAGACAUACAAAAUAAAGUCAAAACCAGAUCACAAUGAUCCUUUCUUCUCUUGGGGAUGGGAAAUUGAAGAUUGCAAAGGUUGCAAGAUAGAUUGGAGAAAAGGAAAGGAUGUGACUAUAACAAUAACCAACAGUUGCACAACUGCUACUGGGGAAAUUGAAUUCCUGCCCAGAGUGGUUCCUAAUGCAUCAUUCUUCAAUUUCUUUAGUCCUCCUGAGAUUCCUCAGAUUGGAAAGCUGGAACCACGAGAAGAUGCUAUCCUAGAUGAGGACUUUGAAAUUGGUCAAAUUUUGCAUGACAAUGUCAUCUUGAAGUCAAUUUAUUAUUUUACAGGAGAAGUCAAAUGCUCCUACUAUGGAGAUGGCAGAGAUUAUGGAAAUAGGAAAUAUCGGAAAUAA
Messenger RNA from Dipodomys ordii (Ord's kangaroo rat), 1479 nucleotides. RefSeq names its product nucleosome assembly protein 1-like 3 (gene Nap1l3). The record is from RefSeq and is a predicted model, not a curated record. Gene Ontology annotation, cellular component: chromatin; nucleus. Bases 1 to 1479 code for a protein of 492 amino acids. Gene Ontology annotation, molecular function: histone binding; chromatin binding. Lineage: Eukaryota; Metazoa; Chordata; Mammalia; Rodentia; Heteromyidae. The transcript has 3 exons. Gene Ontology annotation, biological process: nucleosome assembly.